AUGAAGCUUUUGGCGGUAGAAUUGCUGCUGUUGUGUGCGGUGUGCUUGAGUUUCGUCAGAGCGGUUCCGGUAUUGGUAGAGCAGCGACCGCAGCAGGUGUUGAUCCCGGUGAUGCAAGUGAAGGAACCGGCGGAAGUGGUGCGUGCUAAACGGCACGUUGGAUUUGGUGGAGUCGGUGUGGGGGUGGGACUGAUUGGAGGAGGCUUUGGAUAUGGUGGUGGAUAUGGUGGCGGAUAUGGAGGAGGUUACGGUGGCUACGGUGGACCGAUAGGGCCGUACGGAGCACCAUACGGAGGAUUUGGACCCUACGGAAGUUAUGGGUAUGGCCCAUAUGGACCAUUCGGAGGAGGCUUUGCGCCGUACGGUGGAGGCUAUGCCGGAGGUUACGAGUAUGGAUACGGUUCGGGAUAUGGAUUCUUUGGCUGA
Aedes albopictus (Asian tiger mosquito) is the source of this 426-nucleotide messenger RNA. RefSeq names its product keratin-associated protein 19-2. The transcript has a single exon. Lineage: Eukaryota; Metazoa; Arthropoda; Insecta; Diptera; Culicidae. Bases 1 to 426 code for a protein of 141 amino acids. The record is from RefSeq and is a predicted model, not a curated record.